AUGCCCCGACUAUGCAGCCUCCUCGCUUGGAUGGUCACUUUGACCUCCGCUACCUCCACCGACUGGACAACCAUCCGCUGCCCACCACCAGGCUCCGGCAUCAACACCUUACCAACACCAACCUACGGCGAUGAGCCUGGCGUGUUCAUAGUCUGCACGGAAACGCACAUCAACGCCCCCGCGUCCGCAAUAUACAACGCCCUGCUUGACUUUCAGGCCUAUUCGACCUGGAGCAGCUUCGUCAUCGACAUCGACCCCGCAACCCCGCUGGAAGACGUGCAACUCGGCCUGACGAUGCGCUUCACCACGCAGGGGAUCGUGCCAGGCGUCAACACGACCAGCAUCGAGAUCGUUACCGCGAUGGAGGACAGGUGGGGUGACGGUUAUAUGCUGGCGGCUUGGCGGUCGGACGACGAGAUGGGAGGGACAGUGCUGAGGGCGGAACAUCCGACGCUGAUGCUUGAUGGUGGGGACGGGACGGUGAUUGCCAUCUCGUGGGAGAUAUACUAUGCGGGACCGGGAAUUCCGGCGUUGCUGCCGUUGAAGGAGAACAUACAAAACAUGUUUGAGCAGCAAGGGUUAGAUUUAAAAGCGUAUGUAGAGGGGAAGGUGGAAAGGGCUUGA
Messenger RNA from Pyricularia grisea, 624 nucleotides. RefSeq lists its product as uncharacterized. The record is from RefSeq and is a predicted model, not a curated record. Lineage: Eukaryota; Fungi; Ascomycota; Sordariomycetes; Magnaporthales; Pyriculariaceae. The coding region runs from base 1 to 624 and encodes 207 amino acids. The transcript has a single exon.